Molecule: messenger RNA, 4564 nt
Organism: Rhinichthys klamathensis goyatoka
Lineage: Eukaryota; Metazoa; Chordata; Actinopteri; Cypriniformes; Leuciscidae
Gene: bcan
Product: brevican
Exons: 14
Coding region: 322-4182 (1286 amino acids)
Biological process (GO): cell adhesion
Molecular function (GO): hyaluronic acid binding
Source: RefSeq, a predicted model, not a curated record
CUCUCUCUCUCUCUCUCUCUCUCUCUCUCUCGUAGCUCAUUCUAAUGUAGGACAUUUUAACUUUUUUCUCCGUCCCUUCCCACUUUCUUCAUCGGGCCAAGAGACAAAUGGGAAAAUGAACCCUGUUGCUUAAAGAGAGUGGGUUGAUCGGAGAUCCCCCUGCGCCUUUAUUCCUCCUCUCUCUGACAUCCUCUCUCUCUCUCUGUCUUUCUUCUCCUCUUCUGGUCGAGCUCACAGCAUCCAUCAUCUCCAGUCUCUGCACUCUAUGAGACUAUACAAUCCUCCAUCUAAACGGGGGCUUUUCAAGAGGAAUCCUUUGGAAUGAGAUCAGCGAUGUUCCUGCAUAUACUGCUGCGUACCAUCUGCCUCUUUGUCUUGUCAUCUUCGGCCAUCCAACGUCCUGCAGCAGAUGAGAACACAUUCUUACAAGUGGCCAUUCCUGAUAGCCCAGUUUCUGCCAUUUUGGGGGGCUCCCUGACUCUGCCCUGCCUGGUGAGUCUCUCCCGGUCCUUGUCUUUGGGUCGGCAUGCCGUACUGACCCAGUCACGAGUCAAAUGGAGCUUUCUUUCAUCAAACAGAGAGACAGAGAUCCUAGUGGCCCGUGGUGAGCGGGUAAAGGUGAGUGAGUUGUAUAAAGGCAGGGCUUCACUGCUGAAUUAUGCUGCCUCUUCAGCUGAUCUUACCCUCAGACUGGAUGGGCUGAUGCAAAAUGAUACAGGCUUCUACCGCUGUGAAGUCCAGCAUGGCUUGGAGGAUGCCCACGACCAGGCCCAAGUCAAAGUAAAAGGUGUUGUUUUCCACUACCGCCAUACCUCGAGUCGCUAUGCUUUCACUUUUGAUGAGGCCAAAGAUGCAUGUGAGGACAUUGGAGCUCAGAUUGCUUCUCCAGAGCAGCUGGUGGCUGCGUACCACAGUGGCUAUGAGCAGUGUGACGCUGGUUGGGUUUCAGAUCGCUCUGUUAGAUACCCAAUCCAAAUGCCCCGUGAAGGCUGUUUUGGAGACAUGGAUGGAUUACCAGGCGUUCGAAACUAUGGCAUGAUGGAUAAUGAUGAACUCUUUGACGUGUAUUGCUAUGUGGAGAACAUUCAUGGGGAGGUUUUUCAUGGGUCGACCCCACAGCGUUUCAGCUUGUCAGAAGCUAAGACAUACUGUGAACAGCAGGGAGCUCAGUUAGCCACCACUGGCCAGCUGUAUGCCGCAUGGAAUGAUGGUCUGAAUCACUGCAGUCCUGGCUGGCUUGCUGAUGGAAGCGUUCGCUACCCUAUUGUGACCCCUCGUGAACGGUGUGGGGGCUCUGAACCUGGUGUCAAGACAGUCUAUCGAUUUAGCAAUCAAACAGGAUUCCCGGAACCACAUACUCCCCAUGAUGCCUACUGCUUCAGAGCUAACAGCAACUCUCAGACAGUCCCACCUAUAGAUUAUAUGGCAACAGAGCCAGAGGACACAGAGCAGCAUAUUGUGACUUUAACAGAUCCCCAAGAGGAGUACAGCAUGGAUCAGGUCACUCAACAGUCCGAAAAUGAAGCUCAGGGGGCUGUUGAGUCUUUCUCCGUCUACAGUACACAGACUACUUCAGAACCUGAGAAACCCAACCAUACCCCAAGCUCUCAGGAAGAUGUCACUGCUAGCACCAAAAAAGACAUCGCCACCCCAGCCAGCACAGACAGAUAUCUUGAGUCCACUGAGGUCACCUGGCAAAAAGUUGAGUCUGUUCCAGUGAUUUACAUGCAUCCAAAACACAAUAAUUUCAUGCAAGAAGGAGAACCAGAUAUAAAAGCUUCAGCAAUUGAUGGUGUUAAGAGCAGCAAUCAUAGACACUACCAACCAAUGCCAGAUACCAACUUUGAGCCAGGAGAGCCCAUUGACUAUGUCCCACUUACAGAGGCUCAGCCUGAGACGACAGAGGUACCGUCCUCUCAACCGAAGGAGAUAGAUGGGUCCAAACACUUCCAGCCCAUGCCUGACACCAGCCUAGAGAAUGAGGAUGAAGAUCAUGUGACUAGCGAGAUCUCUACGACUACUGAGGGUACUACGAUGAAAUAUGACUCGAGCAAUGACACCACAACGUACAAUGCUCCAGUCCAGUCGGGUCCCUCAACAUAUCUUCCUGAAGGUGCUACAGUUGAGGAAAAUGCAGGAAAUAUCACAGAAGCUCCAGGGUCAGAUGAAGACCGAGGUCUUUUUACACAUACAACUCAGUCCACCUCAGUAAGAACAUCCAGCACUGAAGAUUGGUUGGAUGGUUCCGGUGAGGAUUUGUCCUUGUUAUCCACAGAAAAGGUAGAACAUUUGGUCACCCCACAUAUAUCAGAGGCAUAUGGAGCAUCGACAACUGAGACUGAGACAGAGAGCUUCUCAUUAACACAUCUGAACACUGUUAGCACAACUUUUAAACCCAUUCAUGAAAACAGUUCUGCAGACCAUCACAAUACUGAGGAGACCUCAGCUGUUCCUGUGUCUCUUGGUGCAGAUGAUGAUGAUGAUGUCAGUGAUUAUUCGACUGUGAGCACAACACUGAAGGAAACCGAGUCGUCUGAAGGUUCUGGCGAUCAUGAUGAUGUCCUGCCAGUCACACUGCUGACCACCCCUAUGCCUUAUCUGUUUGGCACAUCAACCACACAUGGGCCUGCACAAGUAGAAAUCAGUUCUCCACAGGAAAUGGAAGGAGUCCUCCCUGAAAGCACCACUCCAUCUGGCCUUGAAAUUGUGGAAGAAGAACUUGAGAAGGUGGAGCAGGAAGAGCUUGGAGGAGCACCUAAUCACCUAAUCACCACAUCCACUGAGCUUAAUAAUUCUACUAUAACUUUCAAUGUUGAAGACAGCGAUGAGGAUGAGUCCUCUGGAGAAGGAGAACCUCCAGGAAACUGGUCUUCAGUUACUAAGCUUCCAUACUCAAAAGUGGCCACCAUCACUCCCUCUAACCUGACAGAUAUGCAGGAGCAUAAUGAAACCAAUAGUGAUAAUGAAGAUAAUCAGGACAGCACUGUGGGACCCACAACAAGUCUGGAGGUAACAUUUCUUCCUCAUGGGACCCAAAGUCCUAUCUGGCCAUCUGUGGCCUCUUCCACAAACCCAGGAGAGUUCAGAGCAGAUGUUGAAUUCAGUGGAGAAGCUGCACUUACCACAGACAUCAAAGCCUUAAGUGAAUCUGACUCCACCAAUGCUCCCAUCAAUGAGCACAUGGAGCAAACCCAGAAACCAUCCACUACGACAACUGACAAUGAAGAUGAUGAUGGUGAUAAUGAUUAUGAUCUCAUGACUAAAGCAAACACAGACAAUACGGAAGAUGAGACUCAUGUUAAAACCACACCUGAGUCUGCCACUCUACCUGCCAGCCCUACACAGAAAGUGUUGGAUAGGACAGGCUACAUUUCAGAUGCAUGUUUGGAGAACCCAUGUAAAAAUGGAGGGACUUGUGUGGACAGUGGAGCAGGUCGUAGAUGUCUCUGUCUACCCACUUAUGGAGGAGACUUCUGUGAGACAGAUCUAGAGCACUGUGAACCAGGAUGGGAAAAGUUCCAAGGGUUUUGUUACAAACAUUUCACCAAACGGCAGAAAUGGGAGGUAGCAGAGCAGCACUGUCGCAUGUGCGGAGGUCACCUGGUCUCUGUUAUGUCACCUGAGGAACAGGAGUUUAUCAAUGAUAAAUACAGGGAAUAUCAGUGGACUGGUCUCAAUGACAAGACCAUCGAGGGAGAUUUCCGUUGGUCAGAUGGGAGCCCUCUGCUGUUUGAGAACUGGUAUCGUGGACAACCAGACAGCUACUUCCUGUCAGGGGAGGAUUGUGUUGUCAUGGUGUGGUAUGAUGAUGGCCGUUGGAGUGAUAUCCCUUGCAACUACCACCUUUCCUACACCUGCAAGAAGGGCAUUGCAGCGUUCUGUGGUCAGCCCCCUCUUGUGCUGCACGCUAAAAUGUUUGGACGUCGUCAACUAAAGUACAGGGCGAAUUCACAGCUACGCUACUACUGUGAGCCCGGCUUCUUCCAGAGACAGAAUCCUGUCAUCACAUGUCAGAGCAACGGACAGUGGGAGGAACCUAAGAUCACUUGUACACCAGUAGGACCAGCAUACUUAAAUGGAGAACUGGUAACAUGGCCCACAGGUCAGAACAAGGAAAUAGUCGUAGAAGACACCGCAACAAAAACAACACCUGAAUAUAAGGAUAUAAAAUGGAACUUUUGAAACAAGCACACUGCAUAGCAUUUCAUUAUUUCUUUCAUUCUCCUGUUUAUUAUGUUGUUCCUUCUUUUAUCCUCCUUUAAGGCGUUCAUCGAUCAACUCUACAAAGUUCAAUGUUAUAUAUAGAAAUCUGUCCCACUUAACUUUUUUUUCUUUAAGGGUAAAAUCGGAUAACAGUUUAAGUACGGCAAACAUCUGUAACCGACGACUUAAGACUCAUUAACUUUUUUUUUCUGUGUAGACCAUGACACUGAAUUACAUUUUGUAAUUCUAAGAUCAAACCACACUUGAUAAAAAGCAACAUCCAAACAAAGCUCGUAACUGUUGGACCAGGCUCCCAUUUCUUUUUGUUUUUGUUUUUUUAAUAAAUUAUAAGAUAAACCUA